Corvus hawaiiensis (hawaiian crow) is the source of this 7703-nucleotide messenger RNA. It is a transcript of the gene DCLK3, whose product is annotated as doublecortin like kinase 3. The record is from RefSeq and is a predicted model, not a curated record. Gene Ontology annotation, molecular function: ATP binding; protein kinase activity. The transcript is spliced from 5 exons. The coding region runs from base 145 to 2592 and encodes 815 amino acids. Lineage: Eukaryota; Metazoa; Chordata; Aves; Passeriformes; Corvidae. Gene Ontology annotation, biological process: intracellular signal transduction; protein phosphorylation.
UGCGCGGCGCCGCCUCCCCGCCGGGUCCCCUCCCUCCCUCUCCCUGACUGCCCUCGCAGGCGGGAGGCGGAUCAGAGGGAUCGUGCGGUGCUGUGCGGGCACCCCUAGCCCCAGCCGAGCCGAGCCGAGCCGAGCCCCCGCACCAUGCCGGCCGCCGCGCCGCCCCCGCUCCACCCCGCGGCGGGCGUCUGCUGCCACUGCCAGGGACGCCAAGGCUUGUUGGACCAUUCACCACACGAUGCAGGCUCAAAAGUAAAAGAGAGGAAACUACACGGGACUUGUCCUCCUGUUGGUCGUGGAAACUAUGGGAAACCGUGUUUGGGUGAAAGCAGCCACAGGUCCUCAUUUUUCAGUCCCCGCAAUGGUUUUCACACGAUACAUUCAGAGCACAGUCCUGUGAAGCCAAGGAUAAUUACAGUGGUGAAACCUGGCGGCCGCACGCUCAGGAGGAUAACCUUGCUUCUCAACAAGAGAUCAGUCCAGACCUUUGAGCAGCUGAUGGCUGACAUUUCAGAAGCUCUGGGAUUUCCUCGUUGGAAGAAUGACCGUGUGAGAAAGCUGUACAAUCUGAGAGGCAGAGAAAUCCGAAGUGUUUCUGAGUUCUUCAGGGAAGGUGAUGCGUUCAUAGCUAUGGGAAGGGAGCCCCUCACUGUGAAGGAUCUGGAAGUGGUAUUACAAGAACUUUAUCCUGAAAAUCCUUAUGCUUGCAGUGCUGCCAUUCAGCAGAAUGAGGAGCAGUCCCAAAAACUGAAGAGCAGGCUGUAUGACAAGGCCUCGAAAGUAGACAGUGGCUUUGAUGAGACAGAAAUGACCAAGAACUGCAGCGAUGGCUUGUCUUCCCAACUGGUAGCUGGACAUGAAGGAAAAAGUCAAGCCAAGACAAAGCAAGAGGAAAAAAUGAGAACCAAAAAAAAGUGGACUAGAGAGAGCUGGAGUGGUGAGCCUGGAGUGAAGCCUUCUAGAAAAACACGAGAAAGUGAAAGAUACCUUAACCAUGAGAGGAGUUCUGAGGAAGGCUUAGAAGAGAGUUCGGAGGAGGUGCUGAGGUGUGAGAAGUGCGAACAGGAAAGGCAGGCCAGAGAAAAGUUACAGAGGGAAAGGCAGGCUGAGGCCUCGUUUGAGAACAGAGACUUGAACGCAGGUGCAUGUCAGACGUACCAUGUAGAAAGAAAUGCAAAAGUCAGGAACUGCCGAAAAUCUUCUGAAAAUUGUCUGGAGGGUGAGGAAGUUGGCUGGAAAGAUAAUGGCAGUAGGAGGAUGUGGAAGCCGCUACACAGGAUUGUUAAUGAAGGGCUGGAGAAGCAAAAAAGGAGCAUUGAGAAAGAAAGGGAUGUGGAGAAGCAUGAAAACCAUGGGAAGGAAGUAGUAAAAAUCAGGAAGAAUGCUGUAGAAGGGCUCCAGCUAUCUCAUGAAGUGAAGGAAGAUAAUGGAAGUAGCUGUGUAAUGAACCAAAGCGGUUGGCUAAAGAAAGACACUCUGAGGGAUGCUGAGAAAAUGUCUAAAACACAUAGGGAGGGCAGAGAGGGACAAAGGUCUAAAGAGGAAGCUGUCAGAAGAGAGGGGAAUGUCACAUGUAGAGAGAGUGACAUGACUCGACGAGAAAAAACAGGGGAGCGCAGAGUGAAUAAAGAAGACAGCAAAGCUCAGGGAUUGGAAAGCACAAGCCGGAGGUAUGCCAUUAAAAGCAGAACUGAUGUGGAAAAACACUAUGAGAUUGGCAGAACUAUUGGGGAUGGGAACUUUGCAGUGGUGAAGGAAUGUCGCCACUGUGAUUCCAAUCAGAUCUAUGCUAUGAAAAUUGUUGAUAAAUCCAAACUGAAGGGGAAGGAGGACAUGAUGGAAAGUGAAAUUCUGAUUAUUCGGAGUCUCUCUCAUCCCAAUAUAGUAAGCUUAAUUGAGGUGUAUGAGACAGAGGCUGAGAUCUACCUAAUCCUGGAGUAUGUCCCAGGAGGAGACUUAUUUGAUGCAAUCAUAGAAAGUGUGAAGUUCACGGAGCAUGAUGCUGCUGUCAUGAUCACUGACCUGUGUGAAGCACUGGUUUAUAUUCACAGCAAGAACAUUGUCCACAGGGACCUAAAACCAGAGAAUCUUUUGGUUCAGCACAACGCAGAUAAAUCUACUACACUGAAACUGGCAGAUUUCGGCCUUGCAAAGCAGGUUACAAAACCCAUAUUUACUGUCUGCGGAACACCAACGUACGUUGCUCCUGAAAUACUUGCUGAGAAGGGUUAUGGACUUGAAGUAGACAUGUGGGCAGCUGGUGUGAUCCUUUACAUCCUGCUCUGCGGUUUUCCCCCUUUUCGCAGUCAGGACCGUGAUCAAGAGGAGCUGUUUCAGAUCAUACAGCUGGGUCACUACGAGUUCCUAUCCCCUUACUGGGACAAUAUUUCUGCAGCAGCGAAAGACCUCAUCACCAGGCUGUUGAUAGUGGAUCCCCAGAAGCGCUACACAGCACGGCAAGUACUUCAGCACCCCUGGAUCAGAACAGCUGGGAAAACUAACAGCAGGAAUUUGCAGAGAGAAGUGACAAUAAAUAUUGAACGCCAUUUCCGGGCCCAGCGCCGAAAGGAAGUUGCUGAUGGGGACACAUGAAAUCUUUCAAGCUCAUUUUGUCUUCUUUUUAUUGAUUAAUAAAUCAUUUAUGUUUUCUUUUCUAAAUUAAUUGGGAAUUUAAUGUGUAGCUGUUGGUGGCUAUUGCCAUGUCUCUUUUUUUGAUUCUGAGAUUCUGAAGGACAAAGAUCAAAUUCACAUCCACCUCCUCUGAUGUUACUUGGCAGUCUCUCUGUUGAAAGCAGUGGGGACUAGAUAAAUCCUGGAGGGUGUCUAUUAUUUUUCUUUAAGUACUGAUUUGGGCUUUUACAUCUGUUUAAGAUGACAAAUGUUUGCUUCUGUGACUGACACUAGUGGUGAGUCUUCUCUCAUCAUUUUUGUAUGGUAUCUUCGAGGAGUUUUGUGUUCGUAAUGUUUUCAAAAUAGCUGUCUGCAUACACAUCCUGCACUAAUUCUUUAAACUGUCUUUUCACUAAUUCCUUCUGGCCACAGAGAAGGAAGAAUAAAAAGUACAUCUAUUCUUUAGCUGUAGGAUAUAUUAAAUAAGCAGCCAGAUACUGUAUUUAUUAAGUUGUGAGGGAAUACAAACCCUUAUUGACUAAAUCUGAUGUUUUAUGAUGUCUCCCUUGGCAACCUAUUUCAUUGCUUGCUCAGGAUAGUAGAUGGUAAUAGAUGGUACAAUGUUACACGGUGAUGGUGCUGUGCAGUAUGAGUUCAUUUGUCUUGAGAAGGGGGAAGAUAUGGCUGAUACCUUUUCAAGAUUCUAAUAAUAACAACUUUCAGAGAGGUUUUCUUCCUAUUCUGGGAAGCAGGAAGUUAAGCGAUUCUAAGGGCACUUUGCUUCUUUCCCCAAAGUCAUAAUUAUGGAAUGAUAACUCAUGCAUUUUUCCAUAUUGAGUUUUUUACCCCUUGGAGACAUCCAUGUGCAUCUGUUACUUUUCUAUGCUGAUAGAGAAGAAGAAGCUGGGAAACUGUGAGCAAAGUUAAUACUUGCCCUCACCAUUUCCCUUUCAUCAACACACUUCCCAGCUGAAUUGCUUUUUUACACUUUUUCAGUGUAGUUUAGCAAUUGUUUUGCUUGCUUGGUUCGGUUUUUUUUCAUAUCUUGUCCUCCCUGUAGCCUUUUUCUCCUUGCUUCCAUGAGAAUAGGCAACAGGAUGAAAUUAGACUAAAAUCCCACUUGGGGAGAAACAGCUUAUUGGCUAUGGAAAAGUCUCCCAGGGGAAGUGUCAGAUGCUCUAUUGCAUGUGUUUUUAAUAUUUUUAUUGGAUGCAGUUUUAAAGAAAUCCUGAGAGGAAAAAAUACAGUCCAGAGAGGGGCCAUGACCUAGAACAGCUUUUGAAUCUCAGAAUUUUUGGUUAACUAAUUAAAUUCAAAAAGCACAUGAGUUUUCCAUUUUAUAAUUCUUUGAGUUCCAUGUGCUAUCAAAUAAUAUUGAUGUUGGAAUAUCAGUGGUGUUAGCAUUGAAUACACAGCCUGUAGAAAUAAAGGAGGGUAUUUUACACUUGGAGAGCUGCUGCUCUGCCUGUGUAUUUCAUAAUGAGAAAUGUCAGAAGCAUUUCAGAAUCAGUGGAACAUUUUCACAACUAUAUGAACCAGAAUAUUAUUUUUUGGUGAGUGCUAAUAUUUUGUGUGAACUUGCUGAAUAACCAAAAAGUGUAGGGUGCUGUCAUCAUAUUUCUGUUUCAUCUUGUGACUGUUCUGCUGCAAGAGUUAUGUAUAAAAGUAGAGAUCCCUUUACUCUUAAAGGAGAAUUGCACUUUAAAUUGAAUUAGCUUAUUUGUAAUACUUACUGGAAUAAGACUUGCUGUGGAGUUCAAGAAUUGGUGAAACAAACCAAUCAAAUCUUUACUGUAUGCCCAAGUAGUAUGUCAUACUUCUACUUUGGCGUCUCUGAGUCAGGAAGACUUUUCCGGAAAACAAAAAUGGAUUUAAGUGCUUCCCUGAGUUGAGGGAAACUAAUAUAACCUAAUAUUAUAAAAGUAUUACAUAGUAUUUGAGUACUAGUAAUAAUGUAUCCUCUGUUAAUUUAAGUAUAUUUUGAAUAGGAAACUGUGGAAAAAUGGCUUCUGAUGUGCAAUAUUAUAUUUUGUAAUUAUCUUAUUUUUAAUAUAGUUGUUUAGGAAUAAAGUCUGAAGUGACUAAAAGUAUUUAAUGAGCAAUGAAUCUGAAAGUUUGGAGAUUGUGUUACAAGUUGCCUUUUUCAUCUCUAAGAACCUGUCUGCAGCCUUAUUCAUAGUGCAGAAGAUAGAGAAAUUGCUUGUAAUGAUUAUAAAAGUAGUUAUUUUUUCAAUGAUUUUGUUUUUCUUUCAAGUUCUCUGUGUUCCAGACAGGCUAAACGUGGACUGUGCCAGGUAGUCACUGCACGGCACCUGUAAGUGCAGAUGCUACUGUGGCAGUGCUGAGGCUCUGGUUUGUCACUGUUGCUAACAGACCUGUGGCAUUAGGCCCUCCUCCUUCAGGCUGGAGGCUGAAAAAGCUUCCAGGUGCUUCUCAGGGUUUUUACUUCUUUCUUUCUGUCUCCUACUUUGUUAUUCCUUCUUUUCUCUUGUUGCUUCCAGUGUUCUUGCUCUGCCUCUGUGCUGUCCUCAAGAGGCCAGGUCCCCAAACUUUAUAGUUUAAGUUACUUGUAGCAAUGAAAACCCAUAUGAUUUUGGAGAGCUCAGCUUCAACAUUGCUUGCUGAUGUUGAAAGUAAUGUUAGGCAGGACUCAGACAAAAAAUGGUGAAAAUCCUCUGUCAUCUUCUACUGCCUUUUCUCAGGCUUUUGUCUGCCCACUGUGUGACAUUCCAAUGCAGACCUGAUCUUUAUGCUCUUUAAGGUGGUUUCUAAUAUAUGAACCAUGUUCACACUCCAUGAUUGAGGAUUAUCACUGUUCUUUGUUUCCUGAUAUUUUUCUAAUGUAUACUCUCUCCUUGGGUUUUGGAGUCAUCUUCCCCUUAAUGUUUGCAUUUCGUGAUUGGUUCCUUUGUCUACAGUAAGUCUGAGAAAGCUCAAAGCUGGGGGAGAAUACAGGCUCAGAGAAAAUUCUUGCUGAUUUCUUAGGAAGAGGAAAUAUCCCUCCUUUCCCUUCCUUAAGUCUUUGUUAAUUAGACUCUCAUAUGGCUUUAUAUUCCACUGAAAAUAAAACAAGUUAUAGUGUCCUCAUCUCUUUAAAUACUAACAAUGAAGAGAGUGAAAAUAUCAGCAAGAAACACCCCUCCCCCGUCCAAGAGCUAAGUGCAAAGAAUUAAUUAAUAUUGCAGACCUCAACAGGAAAGUUCCACUUCCAGAGGAUUUCCUGGGUCUAAGGCAAUAGGGUCUAAGGUAAUAGAAGGGAAGAACCUGUUUAUUUGCUGCAAGCUUUAGCAAAUCAGCUGAGUAGGAAUCCUUUUAUGCCUCAUAAAAGGUGUUGGUUGAUUCCUAACUCACACUGGAGGUCCUAAUCAAGUUCUAGUUAUUCCAGGGUUAUUUCUUUACCAUCUGGUAUUGGCUAUUCAAAAUAUAUUCUCCUUUUAGAAACCAGAGGUUCUUCAUCAUCUUUAACCAUUGACUUGGCUCUUCUUUAGUUGGUUGCAGCUUUUAAGCAUACUUGCAUUUUUUCAUGCCCUAACUGUAACAUUUCUCAGACUUGAAGCAAGCACAAAGAUCCAAACAUAUAGAAUGAGUCAUCAAUCUUUCAUUUUGUAGUGAAACACGUGCCUAAUAGACAGAAUUGGUUUUUUUAACCUUUCAAUAUUAUGAUGUUAUGUUAUUUUAGGGUCAACACUUAAAAUCACAGUCAAGGCUUUCAACUACAAUAGUUACAAAAGGGGCCGCUAAAGGAUAGUUGGGGUUUUGGUAAGGAAGUGCUGUUCCCCCAGGUCAGCCAAAGAGUACUGUGAAGCAUUUUGAGUAUCCUUAGAAGCCAGUGUUACUAGCUUUGUGCAUCAUAAACUUUCUUUGUUUGGAGUUUACUAACAUUUAAUCCAGGCUUUUAGUGAUUGCCUGUGACUGACAAACUAAGUAGUAACUCUCUUUAGUGGCGUGCUUUCCACUGUCUGAAGAUAAAGUGGUCCCUGUAUAUCCCUUCCAUUUGCCACAAAGGUCAACUUCUUCAGCUUCCCCAUAUGCUAUUACAUUUCAUUGGUCCUAGACUUCACCUACAUAUUUCCUAUCACCUGUCAUCUGCCUACUGUCGUUGGCCUCUUAUCCCCUUGGAUGACUCCCAUUAUUGAAAGGUGUAUCUGCACAUAUUAAUAUGUUUUUCUUCAGGGAAUUCUGGCCUUAGAAAUGGGAACGAGCAAAAAUUUUUGGAAGUAUUUAGGCAUCUGAAACCGUGCAAAAGACUGGCGUUUCACAUUGCACCGUGCAUAACUGCCUGAAAAUGAACAGUGGGAAUUUGGUUGUUGCUCUUAUAUUUAGUCACCUAAUAUUUAAAAAUGUGUGCCCAGGAGACUUGUGAUUGAAGCUUGGCAGUACAGCAGAGACUGUUUCCUCUGAGACAAAGACACUUUAACUUCUUUUAUUCAGGGACCUUCUUAAUCUAAGUUUGUGUAGCAGCUGUGUAGAAUAGUUGCACUCAAACACCAUCAAAUCUGCCACCUCGCUUCUGACUGGCAUUAUAGGUGGAUUUCCUGUAUCUCUGUUACUGCAAUUUUUGGCUGUAGGGUGAUGGAAGGAUAGUGGGAUGUUAUCCCCUGAGCUUAGGCCUCUUGGGUUUUGGUCCUCUUGUUAAAGUGAACUUACUGAAGUCAACUGCUUGCUUUUCUGCAAGUACCAGAUUUGGGGAGGUAUUCAGACUGAAAAUAUAGUAAAUUUGCUGUGCUUAUAAACUGAUCUUCCCAAAGACACUUUAGUAUCACUGAAAUAUUUUUCCUAUAAUUUCUCCUGUCAGCUAGAUUUCUUUUAAUUUAAGCAAUGUAAGGGAAAUGCUUUUUGUUUCUGGGCAUGCAUUUUUCUGUCUUUUCUAAGUCCACUAGUAAUACUUUACUGUUGACAUUCUUGCUCCUGAAAGGAAUUAUGGGCACUUUAACUGGGCUGACAGUGUAUAUUGGCACUGUUUGUUCUACAACAUGGUUCAUUUGUAACUAGGCUGAAGGUGUAAUUUUCUAAAUUAAAGUACAUUGUAGACUUCAGCAGAAAAAAUUGUUAUUCCUUCCCCUGUACCCAAUAAAGGCAAAUGAUACAGUGAA